AUGAUGGAAAUCGAUGGCAAUGGAAUCGAUGAGCAAUUGAUGGAGCUUCAAGAGUGCCUCGCUCCAGAGGAACUGGAGCGAAUGCUCCUUGGACCGCAGGUUGCAGCGGUCCAGUUAAGGAAUGCAGAUGUGGAACCCGUGGUAGCCCGUCGAGGGUUACCAGCAGUAGGAACAGUGCUCCACUACGCUCGGAUGACCCAGAGCCGUGGGCCAGCCCUCAGUGCUGUGAAGAGACACCGGGAGCGACUUCCUCUUGUAUCGUACUUGCGAACAGGAGGUCGGACGCCAGAAACCGACAGAACAUACACGGUAAUACUCCACGAACACAACCUUGUUAUCGUGAGAGGUGAAGGAUACGAUCGAAGCUCGCCAAAGUACUUGAUGAUGACAGACAGGGAGGAUCAUGCCGUAUUUGUACCCCCAGGCACAAGGUUGAGAGUCACGAUGAUCGUCAAAGGAGGAGUGAGAUCAAGAGGCCAGGACUGGCCGUAA
This is a messenger RNA of Bursaphelenchus xylophilus (pine wood nematode), 492 nucleotides long. NCBI's taxonomy places the organism in Eukaryota, Metazoa, Nematoda, Chromadorea, Rhabditida, Aphelenchoididae. The record is from the annotation of a GenBank genome assembly.